Molecule: messenger RNA, 225 nt
Organism: Paramecium pentaurelia
Lineage: Eukaryota; Ciliophora; Oligohymenophorea; Peniculida; Parameciidae
Source: the annotation of a GenBank genome assembly
AUGAAAACAUUAAUCAAAGCAGAUGAUGCUGAAAAGUCUUUAACACAAUUAUAAUAAGAAAAACAAAAUAAAUUUCAAGAAGAAACUUAAGCAAAUGAAUAAAAUUAAUUGGAACUGUAAAUUCUAUAAAACUAAAAUGCUUCUUAAUAAUAAAAAUUAACUGUUAAAGGAGAAGAAUUAAUUUAACAAAUUUCAUAAGCUAAAUCAUAGGAAUAAACUUUAUGA